Molecule: messenger RNA, 928 nt
Organism: Diceros bicornis minor
Lineage: Eukaryota; Metazoa; Chordata; Mammalia; Perissodactyla; Rhinocerotidae
Product: transcription initiation factor TFIID subunit 11-like
Exons: 1
Coding region: 43-666 (207 amino acids)
Biological process (GO): RNA polymerase II preinitiation complex assembly; transcription initiation at RNA polymerase II promoter
Cellular component (GO): nucleus; transcription factor TFIID complex
Molecular function (GO): protein heterodimerization activity; transcription coactivator activity
Source: RefSeq, a predicted model, not a curated record
CAGACAACCUCGGCCCGAGGCCCUGCGUCUUCCAGCGCCGGGAUGCUCAAGGCCAGCUCUUCGCCCGCAGACAAAGGUGGGGACACAGGUGUGUCAGGUGAGAUGCCAGCUGUCCCCAUGUUCCCCGGGGCCAGUGACAAGGAUGGAAUCCUGGGAGCCCAACUUGGGGAACUGAAGGAAGCCUCUGCGGACAAAGGCGAGCUCGGCAGUCAGGACGGCCCGGAUCUAACGGCAGGUGAAAGGGAAGACUCCUCGUUAUUUCCUCCUGCAGCCAAAAGACGAAAAGUAAACACCAAAGCGGAGAAAGGGAGGAAGGAGAAAGUGGAUGAAGAGGAGAUUCAGAGGAUGAAAAUCCUGGUGUCGUCUUUGUGCGAGGAGCAGCUGAGCCGUUAUGAAGUGUGUCGCGGGUCAGCUUUCCCGAAGGCAACCAUGAAAAGUCUGAUCCAGACCAUAGCGGGCAGGUCGGUGCCCCAGAACGUGGUCAUUGCCAUGUCCGGAAUCGCCAAGGUCUUCGUCGGGGAGGUGGUGGAAGAGGCCCUGGACGUGUGCGAGGGGUGGGGGGAAACGCCCCCCCUCCAACCCAAGCAUCUGCGGGAGGCUGUUCGGAGGCUAAGCUCCAAGGGGCAAAUCCCCAACAUCAUGCGCAAAAAGAUCAUGUUCUUCUAGGCCAAAGUCACGAUGGGCCUGUCGGUGAAGGAACAAGUACUGGUUGCAGACUUCCUGUGGCCUCAGACUGUGCCGUGCUGCUUCUGUGUCUCAGUCCGCCGUGGAUUUACGUAGGAUUUUAACGUCUUUCUAAAAACUCUGAUAUUGGCCCCACCUAGAAAAGGCAAGCAGCCUGUUUGAUACUGGAUUUGACUUAGUAUCUUGACGUCUUAGGGCCUGUUGAGACAUUUCACUCUUUCUGAUUGGUUGGAUGAAGAAAGGC